Messenger RNA from Dicentrarchus labrax (European seabass), 1372 nucleotides. Its product is annotated as low affinity immunoglobulin gamma Fc region receptor II-a-like. The coding region runs from base 47 to 1174 and encodes 375 amino acids. Gene Ontology annotation, molecular function: transmembrane signaling receptor activity. The record is from RefSeq and is a predicted model, not a curated record. The transcript is spliced from 11 exons. Lineage: Eukaryota; Metazoa; Chordata; Actinopteri; Moronidae. Gene Ontology annotation, biological process: cell surface receptor signaling pathway.
UAGCUUUGAUUCAGUCUGACGCACAGACAGUCAGCAGCGAGGCACGAUGGAGGUUACAGCUCUCUGCAUCAGACUGUUGAUGAACAUUUUGAUGCUGCUGGUUGCACAUGCUCUGAAAAGUUAUCCUCAGACAUCUGAUGGAUAUGUUCGUAUUGUUCCAACCAGACUGCAGCUCUUUGAAUACGAGUCUGUCCAGUUUACCUGUGAGGGGUUUAAUGGCCCAGCUGGAUGGAAAGUGAGGAACUUCAAGGAAUUUGUUCCAAAAUGUUCAAAUGGCACACUGACGUCAACAGUGAAGUGCACCAUUGACUAUGCCUUUACAUCAGACAGUGGAGAAUACUGGUGUGAAGGCGGAGGAGGAGAGAGGAGCAACACUGUCAACAUCACUGUCACUGCUGGUUCUGUGAUCUUGGAGAGUCCUGUCCUUCCAGUGAUGGAGGGAGAUGCUGUCAGUCUGAGCUGUAGAGUGAAAACUUCCUCCAAUCUCACAGCAUAUUUCUAUAAAGAUGGACUCCACAUUCAGACCAGUUCCACAGAACACAUGAUCAUCCACAGUGUUUCCAAGUCUGAUGAAGGACUCUACAAGUGUAGCAUGUCUGGAUUUGGAGAAUCACCAGAGAGCCGGCUGACUGUCAGAGUGAAGAUCCCAGAGUAUAACAGCUCAGUGAAUGAAAAUGGGGACCCGAUUGCAGAACCUGCAGACAGAACAGCAUCCGACAAAGGGAUACAUUUUUCCCACCUUUACUACGUAAUGCUGUGGGUCGUCAUCGCUGUCGUAUUGGUUCUGCAGCUGCUGGUGAUCGGAUUACUUUACUGGAAGAAACAGCUAGUCUUACUAGAGGCAAAGAUAAACGAUCCAAUUAAGGACAUGUAUGCUGUCGUCAAAAAACACAAGAAAAAGGAAGACGCUGCAGACGCUGAUAAUUUGAGCCUCUGUCUUCACACAAACCGCAGCACAAAACCACCGACAGAAAAAGAUCAGGAUGAACCACCUCAAUCUUUUCACACCUCCUUUACCACCGAUGACACUUCAGAAGCUCCACAAGAAGAAUCUGCAGUGUCUAGCUUCACAGCGUCAGCAUCUCCCUCAGAGGCUACAGACCCACCUUUCACAGAUCCAGAUCCCCAGUAUGCUUCCAUCCCUGAGAUCACAGAGGAGGAAACGCCUUACUGAGGGAGAUGUUGUUGUUGCAGUAACUGACAGACUUUUCAAAAAACUGUGCUUAAAAUAACUUUUGAAAUCACUUAAUAUCACCUUAUUUGUAUCUGUCUUGUUGUCUCAGUCAUUAUUUGUGAAACAGAAACGUAGUGACAAUGUUGUUUAGCAAUAAAUCAAAUGAAUAAAUAAAGUAUUUGCUCAGCUGUGUGAUAA